Molecule: messenger RNA, 2211 nt
Organism: Trichoderma citrinoviride
Lineage: Eukaryota; Fungi; Ascomycota; Sordariomycetes; Hypocreales; Hypocreaceae
Product: inorganic phosphate transporter
Exons: 6
Coding region: 1-2211 (736 amino acids)
Biological process (GO): transmembrane transport; phosphate ion transport
Cellular component (GO): membrane
Molecular function (GO): phosphate transmembrane transporter activity
Source: RefSeq, a predicted model, not a curated record
AUGCCCAGCUUUCUCGAUGGCGAGAUGCUGCCGCCGCCGGCAGCAUCAAUGCGCCGCGAUCACCACACCUACGGCGGCAACAACGCGUUCCACAACUUCUACAACGACUAUUCACACAUCACCGACCCCAACUUGAGGAGGCGUCUGGCCCUUUCCGAGAUUGACAAGGUUCCCUUUGGGUUUUACCAUGUUCGAGCCGUACUGGUCGCCGGAGCCGGCUUCUUUCUCGAUUCCUACGACAUCUUUGCCAUCAAUCUCAUCACCACCUUUCUCGGGGUUGUCUUUUACAGCGGAGACAGCCAAAUCAACGGCUACGGGGGCAAUGGCGGUAUUCUGCCCGACCCCGUCAACCAAGCGCUCAAGGCCUCGACCAGUGGCGGUAUUGUGCUGGGAAUGCUCCUCUUUGGCCUGCUUGCCGAUGCGCUUGGUCGUCGCCGCAUGUACGGCGUCGAGCUCAUCAUCAUCACCGUUGGCACAUUCGGCUGUGCUCUUGCGUCUCCGAGUCCCACGAUUAGCGCCGCCGGCCUGCUGGUCUUCUGGCGUGUCAUGAUGGGCAUCGGUAUUGGGGGCGAUUACCCCCUUUCUUCGGUCAUUACUUCAGAGUUUGCGCCGACACGCUGGCGUGGGGCCAUGAUGGCUGCUGUCUUCUCCAUGCAGGGCCUUGGUCAGCUUUUAGCCGCCAUUGUUGCGCUUGUCACCACGGUGGCGUUCAAGAGCCAUUAUAUCAACAUCUCGACGGAGGGAGCCUGCGAUUUGGCCUGCAGGGAGGCCGCGGAUCGGUCGUGGCGAAUCGUCGUUGGCUUCGGUGCCAUCCCUGCCUGCCUGGCCCUGUACUACCGCAUCACCAUUCCCGAGACGCCUCGGUACACCUUUGAUAUACAAAACGACAUUGAAAAGGCCGAUGCCGACAUCCGCGCCUACGUGUCGAGCAAGUCAAAGAGCGACUAUUCCAUCAAGCGCUCCCGCUCGACGACGUUGACUACCGAACAGCCGCUCGACGUGCCCGCCGCUUCAUGGCCGGACGUGAUGAGCUACUUUGGCACAUGGAGGAACUUCAAGGUGCUCCUUGGCACGACCAUGUCGUGGUUCUUCCUGGAUCUCGCAUACUACGGCCUGGGCUUGAACAACUCCCUGGUGCUAAGCGCCAUCGGCUAUGCUGAUGGACACACAUUGUAUCAUAAGCUAUACAACCAAGCCGUUGGCAUGAUUAUUCUCGCAUGCGCCGGGUCCAUCCCGGGCUACUGGGCCGCCGUCUUCACAAUCGACAGUGUCGGCCGAAAGCCCCUUCAGUUUAUUGGCUUCCUUCUGCUGACUGUCAUAUUCUGCGUCCUCGGCUUCUGCUUUCACGCCUUGAGCGAGACUGCAAUGCUUGUCCUCUACAUCGUUGCGCAAUUCUUAUUCAACGCCGGCCCAAACACGACGACGUUCAUCAUUCCCGGAGAAUGCUUUCCCACGCGAUACCGAUCGACUGGCCACGGCCUCUCUGCGGCUGCUGGCAAGGUCGGUGCCAUUAUUGCCCAGGUCAUCAGCAUUCCGAUACUGAACAAGGAUGCUCCUGCUAAUUGCAAAGGGGGGACCUCGUGCUCAUCGCAUCUCAACCGCCUCUUGCAGCUGUUUGCGCUCUUCAUGUUGCUGGGCACGCUAGUUUCGCUCUUGGUUCCGGAGACCAAGGGGCUGACGCUGGAGGAGCUAUCAGGCGAGGCCCGUACCAGCUACAAUGCCGGGUGCAACGGCAGCAUCAACAUUCCCUCGCCCGAGUUGCGGCCGUGGAACCCCUUCAGUGGCGGCCGACCAGCCGGAUUCUUUUAUCCGCGGGCGCAUGGCAGCUCCUUUGCCAACGUUGGCCGACGCUCUCCUCAUCCCGGCAUCAUGGAGUCUCCCGAGAUCUUUGCCCAGUCCGAUCCCUCCCAACAAAGGACGCGAUUCUGGAGAAGAAGAUUCAGAAGGUCCCACAGAAGCGAGAGGACCGACGAGAUCGCCCUCAGCCGUCGCCCGAGCAGCUUCCACGAAGCUGCCGCCUCGGACGAAAUCACGCUGACGGACGGCUUUCUGGCACCGGGGGCGGCGAGCUCGUCGCGGUACCGGCCACACAACACGCAACAAGAACUGCCCAGCUGGGGAGCAGGCUGGGGCCGAAUCGACAGGGGAGGGCCUCCGCCCCUGGCGGCAUCGAUGCAGCUGCAGGAUGUCGGCUCUCUGUUGAAAAACUGA